Molecule: messenger RNA, 2232 nt
Organism: Alternaria burnsii
Lineage: Eukaryota; Fungi; Ascomycota; Dothideomycetes; Pleosporales; Pleosporaceae
Exons: 3
Source: RefSeq, a predicted model, not a curated record
CCCGAAGAGGAUGAAUGGGAGUACGAGUACGACGACAAUGAGACAGAAGAUUUUUAUAUCCCGCUCGACUUGUCCAAUGUCCCCUCUGCGCAAAUUCCCAUGGUCUCGCAGGGUAGACCGGGUCACCCAACUUUACUCAAGAGCAGAUUGCGUGCGCUGAAUGCAGCGCGAGGUCAACCAGCCGAAUUCGCUGCCAACAACAACAACAACGAUGUGCAGGAGACGGCUACCAUGGGAGAAGUCCAAGUCGUCGGCCUUCACACACCCAAUCCACUGAUUAUGUAUAACGGCCAGUUACUAAGUUGCCAUUGGACGUCGACCAUCGGAACCGACAUGUUUUUCGUGAAGCCAGAUGCGAACGCUUCGACUCAAUCACAGGUCCUGCGGUCUCUGCCAUCAGUCGACUUGUUGGCCCUGGGAUCCGCAAAGCUGGUAGCAAAGGUUGGACGUCUGCGACCACGCGAUGAUCUUGUCGACAACGCUGGCGAUGCAGGACAGGCAGCUGAGGUCACGCAUACUCCAGGCGAUAACCAGAACGCUGCGAGGAAUAUCCCGACCCAUGCGAACACCCAGACUGCUACAGGCAAGCUCAGUAUCCGCAUAACUCCAGAGCAGCCUGUAAACACUCCCGACACUCUCUCCUUACAUUGGCUGUUUGGCAAAACCGGUGGAUACGUGACCCGCCUCAAGGAGGAUUACCGGCAAGAUACCCCGAAUGAAUUGUUCACAUCUGCGAAAGCUGAGGCACGAAUCAUAAGAGAGGUUGCGGAUUGGCUGCAGUCGCAAGAAUGUGAUGAAUUCUGGACGCCCAAAGCACGGCAGCCUCGUCGAGCGCUUCCUACUGCUACCCAGCUACUCCAACAGUUAGAAAACUACGAAUUCCUGUCAGCUACCUCUUCAAGCAAGACGACUGCUUUUGAAACCCUCGUCUGUGUCAUUGCUUUGCAAUUACUAGCAGCUUCCUAUACUCACCUACCCCCUUCGAGCGCAAAUCAUAUUCCUUUGUCCCAGCAGCGCAAGGGGACGAGAUUCAUUACAGCUCUACGAUAUCAUUCUCAUUACCGCUUCUCUCCAGCCGCGGGUCAUCAGGCCCGCCCACCUUCCGAAACGGAUUCAUGGCCCGAUCUUUACGCUGGGCCAUCGAACGAAGAGAAGUUAGCACAUCAUGUCAGUCAGAAACGCAAAUCACGCAAGCAAAGCAGCGAUUGUGUUCUACAAUUCGCGGCAAGCGGGUGGACAGACGGGCCGCCAGCCAUUGUCGUAGGCGAGGACUCACGAAGCUCCUUAUCAAGAGAGUGCUCUAGCUCAUCGUCGGAGCCUGGAUUCUUCUCACGACUCAUAUGUCAGGCAGCAGUGCCAAAGAACUAUCGUCGUAAGCACAACACCAUGUUUCUGAACCGAGCCCGAAUUUCUUCGAAGAAAAAGAGGCAAAAGCAGUUGCGCUUUGAACACACGCAUGAGAAUCGCUAUGAGUGUCAAGACAUCAGUUCUCAGCCAGUUCAACGUAUACCCUCAGUACAUCGUCUCCGGCAUACCCAGUCGGCUCCGCGAAUCGAAUUCGAGACGGAAGAGGCGACCCCUGUCGAAAGUCCACAAGACGGAAAACGUCACGGCUCAGACCCGUCCAUAGGAAGCCCACUCAACUACUCUUUUGAAAUACCUGAAAUACAUCGUACAUCUAUUACACCAAAUGCAAGUUGGUGUCCAGGGUCUUCUGAGGAAGGUAUGAUGAGGGCUUGCGGACGAGGCGACCUUAUCGCUCCUCAAAAAUAUUUCGACGAUAUACCAGACACGCCAGAAUUUGAACGCCACCAGCAAUCUCAAUGGAAGAUACCCCUUUGGCGACACAGAUACACUGGCCCCGUAUCGCCGCCCUCUACUGUCGCAUCCUCCCAGUCAGCCGUGUCGAGUCUGAUCACAUCGGCUGUUGACUACUUCACAGAAGUAUACACUGACAAGCACAUCACCCAUCAGACUGACAACUGUGAAUUCGCUGCAGAAGAACACAGCGACGCUGGUCCAGGACUUGAAGAUGACCCAAGGCUGCGAAAGAUGCUGGGUGGUAUCGUGACCACGCCCUGCGAGGAUGAAUCAAGUGAUAGUGACAUGGAGAGAAACAAGAAAAGGAAGGGCAUCAAAGAAUCAGAGGUCACGGUUUGCGAGCUUGCAGAACGUUUCCGAGGCAAAACAGGAGACGGGAUCGACCAUUCAAUGGCCAAAGUCAUUUGGUGA